Messenger RNA from Tilletiopsis washingtonensis, 2926 nucleotides. RefSeq lists its product as hypothetical. The coding region runs from base 137 to 2812 and encodes 891 amino acids. Gene Ontology annotation, cellular component: nucleus. Gene Ontology annotation, molecular function: DNA-binding transcription factor activity, RNA polymerase II-specific; transcription cis-regulatory region binding; zinc ion binding. The record is from RefSeq and is a predicted model, not a curated record. The transcript is spliced from 6 exons. Lineage: Eukaryota; Fungi; Basidiomycota; Exobasidiomycetes; Entylomatales. Gene Ontology annotation, biological process: regulation of DNA-templated transcription; DNA-templated transcription.
CAUUCGUUGAUGCUCGUCGCUCAGCCGGCGCUCCACACUCUCCCACCGCACUCGCAGACGAUCUCGACCUCCAGCAGCUGCCGUUCGUGCUGCGGAGCGGCGCACGCGCUCAGCACGUCCGCCAUCCGGCAGCCGCAUGGCAGAGCAGCACCCGCGCCCGGGCGCCAGCGCCCGGCCGGGCAGCUCGACCGCAGGCUCUUCCUUCGCUCUGCCGGCCGGCCGAGCGAGCGAGAAGCCAUCAGUGUCCGGACUCAGCAAGUCCUCGGUGCGCAGCGAUGACUCAGACGAGGGCGAGUCGGACGGCGACGACGACGAUGCCGACGAGUCCGACUCGCAGGCGUCUGCGUCGUCGAGCACGCGCCUCGAGGACGGGCCCAAGCAGAAGCAGAAGCGCAAGCGCAGCUCCGAGGCGUGCACGGCAUGCCGCCGGCUGAAGAUGCGCUGCGUGCCUGCUACGACGCCAGGCCCCGGCGUCGGGCCCAGAGCGCUCGCGCCGUGCGCCAGGUGCCUGCGGCUGAGGCGGCCGGGAACGUGCGUCUUUGAGGGCGGGAGAAAGGCCAAGCGCAAGCGGCGGGAGGCGGAGAGAAAGGCACGGGACGAAGGCCUGACGUAUCUCGCCAAGGCUGGAGAGAUGCACAUGGUGGGCCAGCCCAAUCCAGUGGGGACGAGCGGAUGGCCCGGCGCUCAGCCUUCGGGCAGCGGCUCGGUCAAGGUGUCGAUGGACCAGCCGUCGUUCGUCUUCAGCGCCGAUCAUAUGCCAGCAGCGGCGAGCACUGCGAGCAGCGUGCACGCCGAGCAGCAAGAGAUGCGAGGCCGCAUCGCGACACUCGAGCGCAGCGUGAGCCACCUUGCCGGCGUGGUGAGUCAGAUGCAGGCGCGCGAUGCGCUGCCACGCUACGCGCCGCUGCCGGACGUGACCUCUGCAUCAACGCAUCAGCCGAGCUCAAGCAGACUGCAGCACGACUGGAGCCAGGCACAAAGCGAGCCGAUGGGCGCCACAGCCUCGAGGGCUAGCCAAUCACAUCGGAUCGAAACGACAUCUUUCGCUGCAUCGCUCCCUUCGCCCGCGAUAUCUUCAACGAGCACACGCCGAGCGGGCGUGGACAGUCAGCUACAUCCUAUCGGCGUGCUUGCCGAGGCAGCGCUGAACACGCACGCGCCGCCGCAGCGGGCCGAGCCUAGCACCGGCAAAGGCGAGCGCAAUCGCGCACUGGCCGUCGUGCCGCUCGCCGCCGCUCGAGCCCUCUUCGCGCUGUACUUUGACAAGUGUGCGCAACAUCUCCUCGUGCUAGACGGAGACCCGUGUAGGCACGGCGACCCGCACUUCGUCAUCGGACGCUCUCCGAUACUCUAUCUAGCAAUCUGCGCGGUCGCUAGCAUCUACGUGAGGGGCUCAAAGGUGCAUGAUCAGUGCAAGGAGGUGGCCGACGAGAUGGUCGCGACCAGCAUCGUCAAGGGCCAUAAGAGCGUCGAAACCGUGCAGGGACUGCUUCUGCUCUCGAUGUGGGGGCUUCCGUCGCGACAAUUUGAGCUCAACACGAGCUACCUCUUCGUCGGCUUGGCGAUGCGCAUUGCCAACGACCUUGGCCUGCACCGCGAGGCGCUCUGUGCGAGCCCGAGCACCGAUUCGUGGGACGCCGUGAACCGGCAGCGCGCCUGGUUCUGCGCCUUCAGCGUCGAUCGCUCGCUCAGUGCGCAGCUUGGCAAGCCCAAUGCGGGCGCUGCCGGCGCCGGGCAGCUGAGUCGUGCAGCUGGGACCUGGGGCUUCCACCCGGGCAACAAACCGUGGGACAAGGGAGUCGCCUCGUUCGUCGAGUUGCAGACGAUCCUCACGCGGCAGCUCGAGUGGCUGUCGUCGCACAUCAACGGCCCGCAAGAACGAUCAGAUGCCUCGAUUUCAGCAGCACUGCCGCGCUUCAACCAGCAGCUCGACGAGUGGGCCGAGCGCUGGAGCGCAUAUGGCUUCUUCUCCGAGCCGAGCAGCGCAGAGCCCGCGCCGGCCAGGGCAGACAACUUCGACGAGCGCAUGCUGCAGUCGCUCCGCAAGCAGUGGCCGAUCCGGCUAGAGCACGCCCGUCUGCAGCUAAACAGCUUCGGCCUGCAAUUGGCCAUGCAGGAGCCCGACGACACGGUGCUCAAGCUCGAAAACUGUGCGUGCAAGCGCAGCAUCGGCGCAUUUACUGCUCAUCGCGCUGUCACAGUCUACCAUCGCUGCUGGAACGCCGCGGAGAAGUUCACGACGCACGUCCUGGCGGGCAUGCGGCCGGUGUUCCGCUGGUCGCCGAACACGCAGCUCGUCAUGGCCUCGUACUCCUGCGUCUUUCUGCUCAAGCUCACCCAGCCCGCUUUCGCACACUUCGGCAAUGGUCGCCGCGCGGUCAGCAUCGUCGAGCAGGUCGCCGCGAUGCUCGAGGAGGUCUCGAUCUCGCCGGCGCAUGCUCCCGCUCUGCACGCCUCUUUCCUACGCUCACUCCUGGCAUCGCGCAAGGAGCGCGCGGCCAGCGGCACGACGACGCCGGCCUGGUUCCGCAACGGCGGCAUCUUGCGACUCCUCUCGCCAAGUGGCGGCGACACGACCUCCGACAUGCUGCUCGACGCAGCAGCAGGCGUCACGUCGAAUGCGCUGCAGGAGCAGCAGAUGCAGGUCGGCGCCACGUCGGGUCUGCCGAUGGACUACCUGCUCGACCCUGAUUUCUGGUCUUCGGUCCACUGGCUGCCGCCGGCCAUCCCCGACUGGAGCAGUACCGUUGCUCGAGCAGACCGCGGCGACCUUCACGGGACGUCCGGGCUCUUCGACAAUCCGCUGGCAUGACCUGCGCGCGUGCCCGUCGAUACCCUUCGCCCUGCAUCUGUACAACACGACACAGCCUGCGUCUCAGUGCCACUUGGACCGAUGCGAGUGAGAUGACAUUGUUCCCGUACACGU